GACGUACCCAAAGAGGCUUGUGAGGGAAAUGAGUCUCUCUCGGCAGAAGUGGAAAAGCUAAGUCCCAAGUUUUGUCAACUCCGGAGUUGACUUGGCCUAAUUAUACUCUGUACAGUGUAGGCCUCCAGCUUGGUCAGGUGCAUCAGUGGAGAUACAAGCUCUUCUAUGUAGCUGCAUUUUUCCUAUUCGACUCUGAGAAUAAGGUCACUAGCUGGUUCUUUCAAUGGUGUAUCGAAUCAGGCUGAAGCAAAGGCUCUACUGUAAUUAGGCCUCAAGAAUAAGGUUCACGCAGCUUUACUCAUUCACGAUGAUCUCCCCUGCAUGGAUGAUGAUCCAUCACGCAGGGGCCAGCCAUCGAGCCACACCGUAUACAGUGUUGACAUGGCAAUCCUAGCUGGAGAUGCGCUGUUUCCUCUUGGCUUCCGUCACAUAGUCUCACAGACACCAUCUGACCUCGUACCAGAGCCUUGCCUCCUCCGAGUGAUAGUAGAGAUUGCCCGAUCUGUGGGAUUCACUGGAAUGGCUGCUGGGCAGUUCUUGGAUCUUGAAGGUGGUCCAAACUCGGUUGACUUUGUUCAAGAGAACAUAUAUGGAGAAAUGGCGGAGUGUUCUGCACUCUGUGGAGGGUUACUAGGAGGUGCCAAAGAUGAGGAGAUAAGAAGAUUGAGGAGAUAUGGAAGAGCUGUUGGAGUACUGUAUCAGGUAGUAGAGGACAGGGCGCUCUUGAACUUGUCUGAGGAAUACAAAGCAAUGACAAAUGGCAUGGAAGUAAUGUUUAAUUUGCUGACCACAAAUGACUACACAUGGACCAACUCACCUGAAAUGCUUUCAGUAUUGAAGCCUCCUCUGAUGCAGCUCUGUGCCAGGUACCUUUUGCAAGAGAAAAAGAGAGGCAAAGCAUUAGACUCAGUGGCCAAUUUUCACUUGCAAAAUGGAGCGAUGGUUGAAAGAAUAAAUUGGAUGGCAGAUCGGUCGGAGAAAGGACAGCAUCAGAGUGCUGGCAUCAUGGUAAACUACGUGUAUAGAACUACAUCCAGAAGGGACAAUAAUGGGGAUGAAUGAUCUAGAGUAACUCUCGCCCUCCCUAUUUUACUAGAGGCAAAACCCUCAGCUUCAACCUUGGCGUCAGAAGCAAAGCCAACGUUACUUGCAGCUUGGCGGACCGCUUCCUCUGAAAUCCAUUCGAGGAGAGAGCCCAUGGAUUCGAAGUGAACAAGUACAGGAGCUAAACUCAUAGCAAUGAGGAAGGGUGUUUGGUUCUCAUGACUUCAGCAAUAUCAGAUGAUUAGCAAAGGACCAAGGCCCUAUCUGCAAAACACUGUUUUUGGCAGCCUCAGAAUCGAAGGUAAAACCAAGUGUGCCUUGUUCCAUUUGGGUAAAUGCUACAUUUUCAAUUAUCCAGCCUCUUCUCAUGAUGUUUUGGAUAGCUUGGAAGUUAUCAGUAGGCGUUGAAAAUCAUAAUCGCAUUUUCUGGUUAUUUUGUUUCCAGAUUUUCCAGAUUUUUCAGACUUCUAGAUUUUCUAGAUUUUCCAGAUUUUAUUUUUCCAGAUUUGUUUGUUAGCUUUUAGGAAUUUGUUUAUUAUGUUUUAGGUGGUGUAGCAGCUAUAAAAAGGUUAGAUGCCUCAUGUAAAUAUUCAUUCUUUGGAGAAUAAAAAAAACUCAAAGCAAUUUCUCCUGAAUUUCUUCAUGGUAUCAGAGCACGAUCUGGACCAUUCUUUUCUACCUUAUUUUUGAGAGUUUCCUCCAUG
Molecule: messenger RNA, 1748 nt
Organism: Eucalyptus grandis
Lineage: Eukaryota; Viridiplantae; Streptophyta; Magnoliopsida; Myrtales; Myrtaceae
Product: heterodimeric geranylgeranyl pyrophosphate synthase small subunit, chloroplastic
Exons: 7
Coding region: 322-1062 (246 amino acids)
Biological process (GO): isoprenoid biosynthetic process; fatty acid biosynthetic process
Molecular function (GO): malonyl-CoA decarboxylase activity; prenyltransferase activity
Source: RefSeq, a predicted model, not a curated record